AGAAUAAAUACUAUAUAUAUAUAUAAAUAUAUAUGCAUAUAAAAAAAACUGAAAAACCAAAACCAGAGAACAAUAGCUUGUUUGGAAACUGAUCUCUGUCUAUUUGAAACUCUCCCGUCUCGAAACGACGAGAAUCGAUUCAAUCGCAUAGGUGCAAACGCUCAUUCUUUUUAAGUUCUCAUGUAUUUGGCGAGAAACGACGCCGUAUAACUCUGCCGGAAACAUUCUCGGCGGAUCACCAUGUCUUCAGGCUUUCCCGGCGGUGCACCGGACUUCUACGCCUCCGGUGGAAUCGGUGGAAGAUCCGUCGCCAUGAACAACAACCCUCAUGUUCCGUACAGGUCUCAGAUGCCCGGAAUUCUCGUCGACCCAUCUUCUCAGAUCGUUCAACGCCGGCCUGAUUGGAUCGGAAAACGGUCGCUGGCGGAGUUUCAGGCCCAGCAUCAGCAACAGCAACAGCAACAGCAACAGCAGCAACCAGGUUUAGGGCUUCUUCUCCGGUCCGUGAAGCCGAGGAUGUACCAGCAUGCUUCUCCAAUAUCUCCUCUUUCACCGGUGGACUAUUCAGCCUCCAUCUCGCCGGAGUUUCCGUCGGUUUCAGCGGGAAGGUAUGGAUUGCCUCUUCUUCAACAGCUACGACCGCAACCCAUCGCGCUUGGUAACAACGUGAUGGCUCCUCGGACCGCUAAUUUAUCGACUGUGACAUACCCAAAUUUCCCUCACAAUAGAGGUGCGUUACAAGAAUCAGAGCCGGAAUCAGAGAAGAAGAUUAUGAAUCGGCUCCAGGAACUCGAGAAACAGCUGUUAGACGACGACGACGUCGACCAAGAGGGCGAUGCUGUGUCUGUCGUCACGCACAGCGAGUGGUCGGAAGCCAUACAGAGCCUCAUCAUCCCAAAUCAAAAGCCCAUUUCGCCAUCAUCUUCGUCUUCUUCAACGUCAUCGAUCGCUUCUGCGGUACCCAUCUGCCCCAAGCAAUCGGCCCACGAAGCCGCAUCUGCCAUAUCCGAAGGCAUGUUGGACGCAGCGAUGGAGUCCCUCACGCGCCUGACCCUGGUCGCCAACGCUCGAGGUAAUUCAGAGCAACGUUUAGCGGCGUACAUGGCGUCGGCGCUCAAAUCCCGAUUGAGCGCAGCCGAGAAUCCGCCUCCAGUGGCGGAGCUCUACAGCAAGGACCAUAUAAUGGCAACCCAAAUGCUGUACGAUAUGUCUCCGUGCUUCAAGCUGGGGUUCAUGGCGGCAAACCUUGCAAUUCUUGAAACGACGUCGUCGGAGCAGAGCGCCGCCAAGUUUCACGUUCUCGAUUUCGACAUCGGCCAAGGAGGCCAAUACGUAAACUUGGUCCACGCCCUCGGUGCGCGUCAAAACGGGAAGCACACUUCCUUGAAAAUCACCACCAUCGCAGAUCCCAGCAAUGGUGGCACCGACGAGAGGUUGAAAGUGGGCGAAGAUCUGAGUCAACUCGCGGAACGGCUUUGCAUCAGCUUGAAAUUCAAGGUCGUGACUCAUAAAAUCCAUGAACUGAGUCGCGAGUCACUGGGCUGCGAGUCCGAUGAGGUCCUGGUGGUGAAUUUAGCGUUCAAGCUCUACAAAAUGCCGGACGAGAGCGUGACGACGGAGAACCCUCGUGACGAGCUUCUCCGGCGGGUGAAGUCUUUGCAGCCGCGGGUGGUGACUGUGGUGGAGCAAGAGAUGAAUGCAAAUACUGCGCCUUUUUUGACCAGGGUGAACGAGGCCUGCGCAUACUAUGGUGCUUUGCUCGACUCGCUAGACUCGACCGUGUCAAGAGACAGAUCGGAAAGAGUCCAAGUCGAGGAGUGUCUGGGUCGCAAACUGGCAAACUCGGUUGCGUGCGAAGGGAGGGACCGCGUGGAAAGAUGCGAGGUGUUUGGGAAGUGGCGGGCCCGGAUGGGCAUGGCCGGGUUCGAGCCCAGGCCCAUGAGUCAACACAUUGCCGACUCAAUGAGAUCCCGCGUCAACUCACACCAGCGCGGUAACCCAGGAUUCACCGUCAAAGAAGAAACCGGUGGGAUCUGCUUUGGAUGGAACGGACGAACUCUCACCGUCGCAUCUGCUUGGCGUUAACUUCACUCUCUCUCUCUCUCAAAUUAUCAUUAUUAUUAAUAUUAUCAAUAUUAAUUGUUAUAUUUUUAACGUUUUCUCGAGAAAAAAAAAAUGAAGGGUAAAGAAAGAAAGACCCACCAACAAAAAAAUAAACGGGGGUUGUUUGGAUGGAAGGAAAAUUCGAGCAUAGUGCAUUUAUUGAUAUUUGGUGGAAGGGUUGGGGGGGUGUUUGGUAAUGGCUGACUUGUAAUGGAUGGGGCCUCACAUUAGUGGCAAAGAAGGGGCUCCACUUAUAGAUUAUUUUUUGUUUCUUUUUUGAGUUUUAGUUGAACUUAUUUAGGUAAUUUUAGUUA
Messenger RNA from Vitis vinifera (wine grape), 2417 nucleotides. RefSeq names its product scarecrow-like protein 8. The record is from RefSeq and is a predicted model, not a curated record. Gene Ontology annotation, biological process: regulation of DNA-templated transcription. Gene Ontology annotation, molecular function: sequence-specific DNA binding; DNA-binding transcription factor activity. NCBI's taxonomy places the organism in Eukaryota, Viridiplantae, Streptophyta, Magnoliopsida, Vitales, Vitaceae. The transcript has a single exon. Bases 241 to 2085 code for a protein of 614 amino acids. Gene Ontology annotation, cellular component: nucleus.